Molecule: messenger RNA, 3647 nt
Organism: Oncorhynchus kisutch (coho salmon)
Lineage: Eukaryota; Metazoa; Chordata; Actinopteri; Salmoniformes; Salmonidae
Product: zinc finger CW-type PWWP domain protein 1
Exons: 16
Coding region: 1141-2622 (493 amino acids)
Cellular component (GO): nucleus
Molecular function (GO): zinc ion binding
Source: RefSeq, a predicted model, not a curated record
CUGCCUGUCAGAAUUGUCAACUCAUCGAUUUUGGCGUGUCAUUUAGCCCAAUAAACGUUAAAAUGAUGUUAAUCAACGCUAUAUUUGAUACAGACACCGACUGAACCACUCAGAUCCGUGUUAGUUCAGUCUGUGCGUGUCGAGGAAGUUGUUUGUUAGCGACAGAACAGGGAUCUGAAACGGACACCCCAGCCCAUGUCAACAAGAAGGUAGUUAGCGAAAGCUAUAUUUUACUGCAGAUCGUUUAUGAAUACCCCCACCAGUUAAACAACUCAAUAGUAUGAAAGACAGCAUAUUUGGUGACGAUAGACAACAAAGAUGUGUCUUAUUAAGCGGUUCCCCUCCCCCACUCCCCUCCCGCAUCUUGCCCAUGUGUAAGGAACACGGCUUAUGGGUAAUGUAUUUUUUUUUCAAUACCUGCCAGGACACACGACAAAACAGUGAACGUUUUGCACAAAACGGGUUGAAAAGUUGCUUAACUCGGAAGACGUAGUUCCCACACGAAACUAGGUAAACUACAAAGCAUAGCAACGUCCACAGAGUGGGCACUGCCCAUGACAACGUCCACAGAGUGGGCACUGCCCAUUACAACGUCCACAGAGUGGGCACUUCCCAUGACAACGUCCACAGAGUGGGCACUGCCCAUUACAACGUCCACAGAGUGGGCACUGCCCAUAGCAACAUCCACAGAGUAGGCACUGCCCAUGACAACGUCCACAGAGUGGGCACUGCCCAUAGCAACGUCCACAGAGUGGGCACUGCCCAUAGCAACGUCCACAGAGUGGGCACUGCCCAUGACAACGUCCACAGAGUGUGCACUGCCCAUAGCAACGUCCACAGAGUGGGCACUGCCCAUGACAACGUCCACAGAGUGGGCACUGCCCAUAGCAACGUCCACAGAGUGGGCACUGCCCAUAGCAACGUCCACAGAGUGGGCACUGCCCAUGGAACUGGCCAAACAGAACGCUCUCAGAAGUGGCGGUAAAACCGUCGCGAGGCCGGACCAGAGUAGCGGUGCUAGCUGGCUACUGAACCACCUCACACUGCGACUUUAGUCAUUCAACAAUUAACCGAGAUUAUAUACCGGUGUUUAACUGGAAAGGCGAGAGCUACACCAAAGAUACAUCUCACUUAAGGAAAAUGGAAACAGUUGCGGGUCAGAAAGAGAAGGCGAAGUUUGCCCCGCUGGUGCCCCGUGAGAAGAAGCCAGGGCAUGGAGAGAAAGGAGGGGGAAAAAGGAGUGAGAAUAAGUGGAAAGGAGAGGGGGGUGGAAAUAAGGAGAGAAACAUUGAUGUAGGAAAGAAGACAGGAGAAUCAUGUGAAGGAGAGAGAGUAGUAGAGAGCAAGGGUAAGGCCUCUGGGUUAGAGAAGAAAAGAGGAGAACGGAUGAAGAAAGAAGGGAAGAAGAAGACGCCAGAUACAGAAAAAGUGAGGGCUGCAGAUGAAGGGGUUCCCCAGCAACAGGAAGGUAAAGGAGAGAGAGGAGGAGGAGAGGGAGCGAAGGAGAAUAAAAAACAGAAAAAUAAGGACGACCUAUCCAGGAAGGAAACAGAUAAAGGGAAGGAGGGAAUGAAUGUGAAAAAGAAGAAGAAAGAGAAUGAGAAGGUCAGGAAGGAAGGGAAAGAGACGAAAAAGAAGAGACCGAGGGAUGAGACAGAGAGCAAUAAGGUGCUCCCUCUAACAGACAGUCAGUAUGAUGAUAUAUUUGAUAGUGCUACGGCUCUGGAGACACCUGUAGACAACUGUCUGGAGGAUGCCAGAGCUGUGCUGAGUGAGGUGGAGUUACUGCAGGCCACCAUUGACCAGGUCUCUCUCAGGGAGGAGGAACAGCCUCCCAGGAAAGUGUCUGGUGAGAGAAAGACUGCAGCGUCCGGCUCACACACACAGAGGAAGAGGAAGAGAAGAAGGGAGGAAGAGGAAGACAGCGACUCCAGUGCAGAAUUUGAUCAGUGGGUUCAGUGUAGUAGGUCUGUCUGUGGGAAAUGGAGAAGAGUAGAGAGACACGUUGACCUGGCUGCCCUUCCCAGCGACUGGACCUGUAUACACGACACAGGCCCUGGUCUCUGUGAGGCUACGGAGGACAGCUGGUCGGGACAAGAGUGUGAUGUCAUCAACAGCGGUCUGGUUCCUGGGUCUCUGGUCUGGGCUCAACAGAUUGGAUAUCCUUGGUGGCCAGCGAUAGUGGAGAGAGAUCCAGACACCAAGACCUUCUGCCAGUUCAACAGGAAUACUGACCUGUACCCUUGCAGGUACCAUGUAACCUACCUGGGGGAACCAGUCAGCAGAGCCUGGGUGUGUCGGUCUAAAGUCAGGAAUUACACAGAGCUCACUGAGGACGCCGCCAUCACGGGGAAGUCUCUCCAGAGAUUCAAGAAGAAGUUGAGAGAAGCUGUCCUCAUAGCAACACAAGCCCAGAGUAUUCCACUCAAGAGGAGGUUGUCUAGGUUUGGGUUCUGGACUCAACAAACAUCAGACAGAGAGAGCUCAGAGGACAGCGAGAUUGCUGAGGUGAUGGAGAUGCUUCUGGACCAUGAAAAGAGCAGGAGGUCAGCAUACGUCAGAAACAAGAAGUCAGCUGUGGUGAAUGCUGCUAAGAAACAGAGUGAAAGAGAGGCAGAGUGAGCCCAGAAAGAAAACGAUGAAACAAGGAGGAAAGAGAGAAGGAGAGCAGCUUGGAAUAAAAAGACCAGGCGAGAAGGAGGGAGUGUUCAAUAGACUAAAGCCUGUAAAGAAUACGAAGUCAGAGCCAAUUGGAGGGGACCUGAACGAGGGAGGAAAGGGGAGUGAAAGAGAGAGCUGGAGAGAAGAAAAGAGGAGAGGAGGAAGGUAAGAAGAGAGUGAUGACUCCCUGGCUCUCCAAACUAAAGAAAGGCAGCGCGACCACGGCCAGACCAGCCUCUCCACCCAGCAAAGACCAGACUGUACUAGAGAGAGAGAGAGAGGAGAAGAGAGAAGGAGUGGAGGAGAAGAGAGAGGGAGACGGAGUAGAGGAGGAAAGAGCGAAAGAGCCCAGUAAAGGAGAAGAAAGGAUGGAACUGAGAGAGGAGAGAAGCCUGGAAGAGGAAGAGGAGGAGGAGGAAGAGGGACAUGAGUCUGAUAUAUCUGUUGAGGGGGAGGCAGUGAAGGAGGAGGAAGAGGGACAUGAGUCUGAUAUAUCUGUUGAGGGGGAGGCAGUGAAGGAGGAGGAAGAGGGACAUGAGUCUGAUAUAUCUGUUGAGGAGGAGGCAGUGAAAGAGGAAGGGAGAGAAACAGGAGAGGGAGGAGAGGAUGAUUUCCUAGAUGAAGACAUGGAGGGGAAGGAGUUUGUACAGUCUGUGUUUGUAGGGGAGGGGGAUGAGGGAGGAGAGGAUGAUUUCCUAGAUGAAGACAUGGAGAUUCUGGGCUGCAGAGAGGAAGUGAUGAAGAGACUUGGUCAGGAACCCAUUCAGGAAGAGGAGGAUGACUUCUCUAUCAUGCUGUUUGAGGAGGAGUAGAGAGAGGGAGGGUAGAGGGGAGUAGGUAACAGUCUAUCUCCUACUGUUCGGGUCAGGAACCGUUUCUGUUUUCUAUUGUUGAUGUACAUAGUUGAGUUCAGAUAUGUUUGUUAUGAGUUGGGUUACAUUAUUUAAUCAGUUGUAUAAUAUAAUAAACAUUGAAUUAUUAGUUUC